This is a messenger RNA of Epinephelus moara (kelp grouper), 4783 nucleotides long. RefSeq names its product FHF complex subunit HOOK interacting protein 1A-like. Lineage: Eukaryota; Metazoa; Chordata; Actinopteri; Perciformes; Serranidae. The record is from RefSeq and is a predicted model, not a curated record. The coding region runs from base 361 to 3816 and encodes 1151 amino acids. The transcript has 17 exons.
UCAGGGACGGAGCAGCGGUCAGGAACGACACAAACCAGCCGCUUUAUAACAACUAAACCCGGGAUUUAUAAACGAUCUCUGGACUCUGACGGAGUUUAAAUCUACUUUGCUUUUGUUUAUGUGGAACAAGUUGGAGAAACUGACCUUCCUCCAGGACAGCAGACAGCAGGCUCAUUGGUCCAUGUCGUCCCUCCAGCAGCAGCAGCAGCAGCAGCAGCACAGAGGCCAGCAGCUGCCUGCCAAGCCCAGGGAAAGAGCCUGAUCCUGGGCCAAGAGAGCCAGCUAAUGCCCGCCCCUGGUCCAGCCACCAUCCCACACACUGAGCUGGAACAUGCUAUAGUCACCUGACUGCCAGGCAAAAUGAUGGCCUCGGUGGUUGUCGGGGGCAACCGGAAGAAGUCUCUGACGCUGAGAGGGGUGGACCCCGAGACGUGCAUGAUUGUGUUUAAGAACCACUGGGCACAGGUAGUAAAGAUCCUGGAGAAACAUGAGCCAGGUCGUAGCAGCACCGGUGCGUUGAGCUUCCUCUCGGGCCAUGCUAGCAGCAGCUCCGGAGUGUUACGCCUCGGCCCCAUCCCGGCUGACGAGGCCAGCGCUGUCCAGAACUAUGUGGAACACAUGCUCUUCCUGCUGAUGGAGGAAGAGGCUGGGCAAGGAGGAGCGAUGGGUCCCAUCCUGGAGUUUGUGGUUCUGGAGGGUGUGAUGGAGAGGCUGUUUCUGUGGAGCCUGAGGAGACAGUUUACUGAGGACAUGAAGCUGGAGCAGCUCAGGAUGUACCAGAUGCUUCUAUCUCAGGCCAGGCAGCCUCUGCUGCACCAUAAACCAGUUCUACGGCCGCUCAUGAUGCUGCUGGCCUCCUGCGCUGGAGCUGGAACUGACUGCGGCGGUGUGGUGGAGGCAGAGCUGGUCCUCCUGUUGAACCAGCUGUGUGUCGCUCUGGUCAAAGAUCCCUCAGUGCUGGAACUGUUCUUCCACACCAGUGAGGACCAGGGAGCCGCCAACUUCCUGCUGUUCUCCCUGCUCAUACCAUACACACACAGACAGGGUUCGGUUGGUCAGCAGGCCAGAGACGCUCUGCUGCUCAUCAUGUCUCUGUCGGCCUCCGAUGCUCGAGUUGCCCAGCACAUCGCAGAGAACACGUACUUCUGUCCUGUGCUGGCCACAGGUCUGUCUGGUUUAUACUCGUCUCUUCCAGCCAGGCUGCAGGUUUACAGUGAGGACUGGCACUAUCUGGACCAGGCUGACUGGCAGCAGGUUCCUGCUCUUGUCCACUUCCUGCACUCACUGGACUUCUGCAGUGCCGUCACCAAGGUCGCUCACCCCUCCAUCCGCUCUCAGCUGCUGGGUUACAUCUACAACGGCUUCCUGGUGCCUGUCCUGGCUCCUGCUCUGCACAAGCUGACGGUAGAGGAGGUGAUGACCACCACAGCGUACCUGGAUCUGUUCCUGCGCUCCAUCUCUGAGCCCGCCCUCCUCCAGAGCUUCCUGUCCUUCAUCCUGCUGCACACACAUGACAACGUGCACAUCCUGGACACACUGGUCAGCAGGGUCAACACACCUUUCCAGCUGGGUACAGUGUCGCUGGCUCUGUUCAGGACUCUGAUUGGUCUCUUCUGUGAAGACGUCAUGCUGCAGCUGGUGUUCAGGUAUCUGAUUCCCUGCAGCCACCUGAGCAGGAAGCAGCGCUCCUCCUUAAAGCAGACGGACUGUUACUCCUCCAGCGCUGCCUCCUUCCUGCUCCUCCUGCCAUCCUGGUGCCCUGGAAACCUCCACAACGUUAACACACACUCACACUCGGAGCACAUCCACUGGCCCAAAGGAGCAGAUCUGUCAAUAUCAGACAGUGUCGGUUACUGCCGGGGUUCAGACUUUCUGAUGGAUGUAAACUACCUCCACUACCUCUGGGACGCCCGCCAGGCCAUCGCCACAUCCCACAGGGCGUGUCGGCUUUGGUCGGCUCGGUAUGACGGGAUUGACCCACCGCCUCAAGAAUACCGGUCGGACACACCAGGAGACGACAUAGAAGAUGAGGAGGAGAUCAUACGGCGAGUCAAGAGUGACUCCAUCUGCUCUCUGGGUAUCACUCCUCCUCCCUCAGCCCUCUCCCCCACGCCCUCCUCCUCAGAUACCGUCUCUACGAGCAACCAGACAGGACGAGCCAGCUCUGCGCUGGAGCUGGAGUGGGACGACAUUUUUGCAGAUGACGAUCCCUCUUCAUCAGGGUUGAUAAACACGGCACUUGCAAACGGCACCAUGGAGGUUGACAGAUGCACUUCUACUACACCCAUACCUCCUCAGCACAUCCAGGAAAUGCGACGCACUGCGACCAAACUGGUGCACGGCUCGUACGUGGAGGAGUCCGAGUUUGAGGAGGACGUUCUGGUCUACAACCUUGUCGCCCAGAAAGAAUCUAAGGCCGCCACUUUGGAGCGAAUCAUGGCAGCGAAUCGGCGGGCACGUGGGAGCAUUUUAAAUGGCCAACAGGUGUCGGCCGCAGCGACGACAACGACAAUAACAACAAUGUUAACAACAACAGGGAGGACGGUAAUGGAGACGGUUAACAGUAUAAUGUCGACAAGGAGGAGGAGCGAGGAUGGAGGGAAAGAGGAAAGAAGGAGGAGUGAGGAUUAUUUGAAGGAGGUGAGGAGGAGGAGUGAGGACUGUGGGAAGGAGAUGGGGAGAAAGAAGGAGGUUUGGGAAGAUGAGAUAAAGAGGAUGGACGUACAAGGAGGACGUCAGUUUUUCACCAACGGCUUUAAUGCUAAGAAUCACAUCAUCGACGAAUGUGAUGAUACAGAUGAAGAUGGCAGGACGUUAAAACAAAACUGCAGCGUGAGUGACUUCACAGCGACCGUCAAUCACACACACCACAACACACAACAUCCCACGCCAUAUUUAGUGACUUUACCCAACGGCCACUCUGAAUUUGAGCCACGUGACCAUUUGGUGUCUGACGCCAAGCCUCCAAAUCCGCCUGGCAACAAAGUUGCGAAUAGUGAUGACUUCCUGUCCCGAUACCACGAGCUCAUGCUCUCGUUAGGGGUGGAGCCAGACUGUGAUGACAUCACACACGACAUCAGCGCAUUCAGGAGGCGAGUCCGAGCGCUGAGGCAAAAACUGGAAGAGGAGGAGGAAUUCGCUUUUGGAUCCUCAUGGGAUGACGGAGAGGAGGAAGAAGGAGAAGAGGAGGAGGCGAUGGAAGAGGAAGAGGACGUAGAGGAAGGAGAGGAGAGGAAGAGUAGCAGUAAGAAAGGCAGCAGGAGGAAUGGAGUUCCAUUUACAGGUCCCUUCAUCAGCGUCCUGUUGUCCCGGCUUGAAAACCUCCUGGAAAACACCAUCGCUGUGAACCUGCUGGUGACGGGCAUCCUUGCCCAGCUGGCAUCGUACCCACAACCUCUCCUGAGAUCCUUCCUGUUCAGCACAGACACACACAACCAGCCCAACGUACGCACACUGUACCAGGUGUUGGUAUCGGUGCAUGCUCAGAUAGAGCGCUACGUGGCGGGCAGACCAGACUAUCCUGCCCUGGUCACUCAGGCCUGGAGGUUCUUGUUGGCUAAAGACCAAGACAGCAAGUUUAGAGAGUGCCUCCAGUCUCAGGGCGGCGACAUCAUCCUGGACCCGUCUCUUCCUAAUGGCUCUGUGAGGAACGCUUUGGCUUUGCCUCCUCUCAGCUACCUGCCUCCCUGCCCUCCCAUCCCCUCUCAAGCCAAGAGCCGAGUGUUCGCCAUCGUCCUGUUCGCCGAGUUCCUGAAAGAGCUGGCUGCCAUCGCCCAGGAGCACAGCAUCGCACUGGACUGCUCCGCAGAGGAGUAACGGGAGUGUCGUUGAGUUUAACGGCCCGUCUAGCUGUGAAUAUCUGCCUGAGAAAUUGCCAUUGAUGUGCCCGUGAGCAACUACUGAUGAACACGUAGCGAAGGAGCCCCCAGCAGGAGACUGAGGUCUUGGAGCAGUCCUGAAGACACAAGCACAAAACAUGCAACUUAGAUCAUACUACACGUGUGAAUAAUUUAUAUGGAUAUUACAGUAAUAUAUUUGUAUGUACAGUAUGUUUGUAUUCCUAGCAGCACUUGAAUAUUUUGAAGUUUUCCCUAUUGUGAAUAUGGAUAUUUAUAUGUUAAUGAAAAUGAUUUGAAAGAGAUUAUUUUGGAGAUAAAUCAAGCUUUCUAUAUAUCUGUGGGAUCAGUGCAAAAAGUUUUCUACACUGUUUACUGAAAUCUUUGCAGUUAUUUCUUCAUUUGGAAAAAAUGUUGGUUAUUUAAGAGUUUUAUUGUUAUUUAGGUUUAUUUAAAAAUACCUUAUUGUGGCAAUCCUACUCAGGAGGGGAAACUAACCUCACCUGAACACAUUAAAGUGACUUUAUAUCAGUUUUGCUAACCGUUUAUCAACACGAAAAAUAACUUUACUUUAGGCACGCUAGCUAGCCUGUGCGACAGUCAGCUGCUAGCUAGCUGCUUGGGCUAAAGGUUUGUACAUUCAAUUUAAAAGUCCAGUGUGCAGGAUUGAAGAGCGUGUGUCGGGCCGCACUCCCCCUUGCCAUAAAAUAACCCAGGUAUGAGUCCUGAAACCUGGAAAUGGAUUAGCAUUUUAGCACUCCAUUUUAGCAACCCAGUCUCACUCUGAAGUUGUCGAAAUCUGGCGCUUGGGCAGCGGCACGAAAAAUGGGAUGACGUGCUGCCUAUCGCCAUUAUAGUUUAUAGCACUUGGUGGCGUCAGGGGGAAACACAGUGGGACAAGAAAGAAAGUUAAGGCAGUGCAAGUCCAAGGUGGGAGUGGGGUUGUG